Molecule: messenger RNA, 3027 nt
Organism: Monoraphidium neglectum
Lineage: Eukaryota; Viridiplantae; Chlorophyta; Chlorophyceae; Sphaeropleales; Selenastraceae
Product: Importin-7
Exons: 15
Coding region: 1-3027 (1008 amino acids)
Biological process (GO): protein import into nucleus
Cellular component (GO): cytosol; nuclear envelope
Molecular function (GO): small GTPase binding
Source: RefSeq, a predicted model, not a curated record
AUGGACAUCCCGCAGCUUUGUGGAGUCCUGCAGGGUGCCUUGAGUUCGGAGGAAAGUCAGCGAAAGGCUGCUGAGGCGCUGCUGUUGCAGCAUGAGGGCGACCAGGGGCAGGUGGUGAGCCUUUUGCGCAUCGCGGCAGAGCCGAGCGUGGACCUGGGCAUCCGCCACAUUGCGGCGAUCACCUUCAAGAACACAGUCAAGCGGCACUGGGACCCAGAGAAAGAUGGAAAAUACUCCCCGCUGGCUGAGGAGGACAAGAGGGUGGUGCGAGAGAAUAUGCUGGAGGCACUGCUGUGGGCGCCGCCGCUGGUGCAGUCUCAGAUGGCGGAGGUGUUCAAAUCUCUCGUGUACAGUGAUUACCCUGACAAUUGGCCGGGGUUGCUGGAGGCCGUUUACGGCCACCUCACCAGCCAGGACGAGCUGCGUGUCCAUGGUGCACUCAUGGCGCUGCGCCUGAUGGCCCGCAAGUACGAGUUCAGAGAUGAGGAGGAGCGCGGCCCCCUGGUGCACAUCAUCAACACCACCUUCCCUGCGCUGCUGCCCAUUCUCCACGGCGUGCUGGCCAACCCUGCAGCCGGCGCGGCUGUGGGGCUGACGGCGGCGCACUACACCAAGCUCGUGCUCAAGAUUUUCUGGAGCUGUACCUUUAUGGGCAUCCCUGACGCGCUGCUGCGCGAAGACCAGUUCAGGGGCUGGAUCGCCGGGCUGCACGACAUCCUGCGGCGGCCACUGCCUCUGGACCAGGCCCCGGCUGACCCCGAGGACCGCGCCAAGUGGGUGUGGGUCAAGGCUCAGAAGUGGGCGCUGCAUGUCGCGUACCGCCUGUUCACGCGCUACGCCAACCCGGGGCGAUGCGACAAAGGCAACGACACGGAGUUUGCCAAGCGCUUUGCGGCCGAGGCGUCCCUGCAGCUGCUGGAGGACGUGCUGGCGCUGCUGCACCCCUUGGCCUCAGGCGGCUGGAUGGCGCCGCGCUGCGCCAACCUCUCGCUGCAGUUCGUCACGGCCGCGGUCGAGGAGAGCGCCCCGUACAAGGCGCUCAAGCCGCACGUGGACGGCCUGCUGCUGCACGUGGCGCUGCCCCUGCUGGCCUUCAACGACGAGGACGCGGCGCUGUGGGCAGACGACCCCGCGGAGUUUGUGCGCAAGGGCUAUGACAUCCUGGAGGACAUGUACAGCCCCCGCACCGCCGCCCAGAACCUGCUGGUCAACAUAUCACAGAAGAAGCGCAAGGCCCACCUGCCGCAGCUCAUGGCCCACAUCGCCGGCGUGCUCGCCGCUCACGACGCCGCCGCGCGCGUGGGCGCCGUCCCGCUCGAUGUUGCGCGCCGCAUGGACGGCGCCCUGCUGGCGAUCGGCACGUGCGCCGACACGCUCAAGCACAAGGCCCCCUACAAGGCCAACGUCGAGGCCAUGCUCGUCCAGUUUGUGGCGCCCUGCUUCGACUCGCCCCACGGCCACCUGCGCGCCAAGGCCUGCUGGGUCGCCAAGGAGUUUGCGGACUUCCCGUUCUCCGGCGGCGCCGGCGACGCCGGCAGGGGCCCGCAGUUCUGCGGCCUGUUCGAGCGCAUCAUGCGCGCCCUGGGCGACCCCGACCUGCCGGUCCGCGUGGACGCGGUGGUCGCGCUGCGCGGCUUUGUGGACGAGCUGGCCGACCUGGACAUGCUGAAGCCCGUGCUGCCCGCACUGCUGGACAGCGUGUUUGGCUUGAUGGCGCAGAUCGACAACGAGGACCUGGUGUUCACGCUGGAGGGCAUCGUGGAGAAGUUUGGCAGCGACAUCGCGCCCUACGCGGCCAGCCUGGCGCAGAACCUGGCGGCGGCGUUCUGGAAGUAUGUGGAGGUGCAGGAGGAUGAGGGCGAGGAAGACGCGGACACGGCUGCUAUGGCUGCCUUUGGUUGCAUCCGCACCAUCAACGCGCUCCUGGACAGCAUCUCAACGCUCACUGACCUGCUGCCGUCCCUGGAGGAUGCCCUGUUCCCGAUCAUGUACGAAAUGACGUCAACACGCGGCCAGGACGUGUUUGAGGAGGUGAUGGACAUGGCCUCCUACUUCACAUACUUCAUGGACCCAAUCAGCCCCCGCAUGUGGACGCUGUGGCCGCGCAUUCACGGCUGCCUCUUGGAGUGGGCAGUGGACUAUUGGGACAACAUCCUGCCGCCGCUAGACAACCUCAUCAGCCGCGACACGGCCACCUUCCUUGGCAGCACCAGCCCCAACUUCCAGGAGUCGGUGUUCCAGAUGGUCACCCACUCCUUGACUGGCGAUUUCAGUGACAUCGACGUGGUGGCCGCCCCCAAACUAAUGGAGGUCGUCCUGGCCCACUGCCCUGGCGCCGUUGACCGCUGGGUGGAGCCCUACGUCACCCUCGCCUGGCAGCGCCUGCAGCGCGCCACGCGGCGGCCGCUGAAGGACCAGCUCGUCGUGCUCGUGGCUGUGGCGCUGCACUACAACGCCAGCCUCACGCUCGCGGCCCUGCACCGCAGCGGCGCAGCCACGCAGCUAAUGGCCGGCUGGUCGGAGAUGAUCGCGGCACGGCGCCCGAGCGGGCGCAAGCCAGCGCACUUCCGGCAGCAGCGGUUGAAGAAGCUGGCGUCUCUGGGGCUGGUGGCGCUGCUGCGUGCGCCGGACGACGCGCUGGGGGCGCCGCUGGUGGCGGGGCUGCCGCAGGUCCUGCGCGGCGCGCUGCAGCUGCUGGGCGACCUGCACGCGCAGCAGGGCGAGGCAGCAGCGGCUUUGGCGGAGGGCAGCGGCUCCGACGAAGAGGGCGACGGCGACGGCGAGGACGAGGAGGACAGCGAGGCCCCCCUUGAGGCCGAGGACGAUCAGUACCUGAAGAAGCUGCAGAGGGCAGCCCGCGACAUCCUGGGCGGCGGCGACGGGGGCGAAGAGGAUGAUGACGAUGGCGAGGACGACUGGAGCGACGAGGAGGAGGCAUGCAGCACACCGCUGGAGGAGCUGGAGCCGUACGGGCACCUCGUGGAGGCAGUUGCAGGGCUGCAGGUCGCCAUGCCAGCGCGCUUGUAA